Penicillium macrosclerotiorum is the source of this 1728-nucleotide messenger RNA. RefSeq names its product Auxin Efflux Carrier superfamily. The record is from RefSeq and is a predicted model, not a curated record. NCBI's taxonomy places the organism in Eukaryota, Fungi, Ascomycota, Eurotiomycetes, Eurotiales, Aspergillaceae. The coding region runs from base 1 to 1728 and encodes 575 amino acids. Gene Ontology annotation, biological process: transmembrane transport. Gene Ontology annotation, cellular component: membrane; endoplasmic reticulum. The transcript has 5 exons.
AUGGCCGUGUUCGCCCUGCCCCGGUCCGUCCACAGCAAUGCCUUAUCUUCACAGAGUCCGUUGGCGCUCGAUAGCCUGAUCAUGGCAGGCGCCAGCCGCCCCAGCGCCCAUUCCUCCCACCCGUCCUUCUUUCACCUCGUACUCUUGGUCUUCGAGGCCGUCCUGGAAGUCGUCUGUGUCAGUUUGCCAGGCUACAUCGCGGCCCGUCAGGGCAUGUUCGAUGCAGAGGCGCAGAAGCUUGUGGCGAAUCUCAACGUCACCUUGUUCACCCCCUGCCUAAUUUUCAUCAAGCUGGGUUCGCAAUUGACUGCCGAAACCUUGGCCGACCUAGCCAUCAUCCCGGUUAUCUUUGUCGUCCAGACCUGCGUUUCCUACGGAUGCGCUUUUGUGGUGUCCCGAUGCUGUCAGCUGAAGAAACGCCAGGCCAACUUUGUGGCGGCGAUGGCGGUCUUUGGGAACUCCAAUUCCCUCCCUAUUUCGCUCGUCAUGUCUCUCUCUAAAACCCUUCAAGGCCUGCACUGGGACCGCGUUCCCAACGACAACGACGAUGAAGUUGCCGCGCGCGGCAUCCUCUAUCUGCUGAUCUUCCAGCAGCUGGGUCAGCUAGUGCGCUGGAGCUGGGGAUAUCACAUUCUUCUCGCGCCGAAAGACCGCUAUCUAGAAGAAGAGGAGCGCCAAGUGACGGGCCAGUCGCGCAUUGAACAAGGUCAAGCCCGAUAUAGUGACAAUCCAGAGCAGACAGAUCCCGAUGAGCCGCUAGUGCGCACCCGAAGCUCCGACGACCUUCACCGCACUGCAAGCAGCGGCAGCGAGUUCCAGUCCGGUGACCAGACUCCUGUAUCAACCUGCGCCUACCCGUACCAUAAGGUGACCUCCAUCCACUCCCAAGACCAUGAUGUCCUAGAGCAUGAAGAGCAACACUCCGACAGACCUCCAUCUAUUCUCGGACCUCCUCCGCGAGGUCCAUUCCUGCCACGACAAAGCUCCCGUGGCGAUAUCCUAUCCUUCCCAGAUGUUGAAGGCACCGCACAAUACCCUGAAGACGUGGAACAGACCUUUUUCCAACGAUUCAAGGCCUCCCUUCGCAACAGCCGCCGCGCUUUCCACGAAUCCUGGGACAAGAAAACCCGCGCGCUGUACAGCCGACUACCCUCGAAUGUCCAGAAAGUGCUCUCCACGAUCUCACAUGGUAUUAUCAUUUUCCUCCGUGGCACAUGGGACUUCAUGAACCCACCACUAUGGGCAAUGCUCGUCGCAAUCAUUGUCGCCUCGGGCACCUUCGUCCGCAACAGUGUCACUCGCGCCGUCGACCAGAACGCCCAGGUCGCCGUUCCGCUCAUUCUAGUCGUCCUAGGUGCCAACCUCGCCCGCAACACCCUCUCUGAAGAGAACUUGGCCGACAUGGAGUCGCCCCACGCCGAGCGCAAACUGAUCAUCGCGUCGCUGGUCGCACGCAUGCUCCUCCCAACUCUGGUCAUGGCGCCACUGCUCGCCCUAACAGCCAAGUUCGUGCCUAUCAGUAUCCUGGACGAUCCCAUUUUUAUCAUCGUCUGUUUCCUGCUUACGGGUGCGCCGUCAGCGCUGCAGCUGGCGCAGAUCUGUCAAAUCAACAAUGUGUAUGUGGGAGCAAUGUCGAGAUUGCUAUUCCAGAGCUAUGUUGUCUGGAUCCUCCCAUCCACACUCAUCCUCGUCGUAUGUGCCCUCGAGGUUGUCGAAUGGGCCACCUAG